AUGAAACUUAUAAAGCUUUUAUCAAUUCUUCAGGUCUCUUUUGCUUGCAAAAAGCGGCCAAAAGAACCAGAAAUAGAAACGACAACAGAAAUUACAACAACAGAGAGCUUUGAAACAACAGAAGAAAACGAAAUCUUCGAAGAUUUGAGUCUUGACAAUUAUUUUCCUCGAAAAGAGCAACGACCAGUGAUUCCAACAAGCUAUCCAGUUGACAACUAUGAUGAGGUAUUGCCAACAACAACAUCUAUUGAAACAACAUCAACGACAACUUGGCGAACUGAAACCACUCCCUUCAGUACCAUCAGACACACGACUGAGAGAAGAGAAGCUCUUCGAGCAGCCCUUAUUUCAAAUGAGCAGCUUGCUGGAUUGAAAACAACAGAACAAAAGACAAUAACAACAACUUCCCCAGCAACAACAAGCACAACAACAACGACGACAACAACAACGACAAAAAUGGCAAAAGAAACGACAAUAUCAUCAACAACAACGACCACGACUUCCAUCACAACCGAGAUCCCCACGACCCUAACCAACGAGCCACCAGAAAAAAUCCUUUACGACAUUCCCCGAGCCGUCCCAGUCAUCAAUCCAAACGUACCGAUCAGCUCUCGUCGAUCCUGCUGGUCACCUGAUUUCCGCUAUUCUGGGACAGUCAAUGUCACGAAAACCGGCCGAGCAUGUCAGCAAUGGAACGUUGGUUUUCCUCACAUUCCCAAAUAUCAGCCAGUUGAUCUUGGGGAAGGACACAGUUUUUGUCGAAACCCAGAUGGGGAUAAACAAGGUCCUUGGUGUUAUACAGUCGAUCCUGAGGUCCGUUUUGAAUAUUGCUCGAUCCCAAAAUGCGAUGAAAACGGCGAGCCACCCUUAAAACAAGAAGACUGUUUCCCCGGCCAAAUCGGCGAAUACUCCCUGAAGCAAGAAAACCGACUAAGUCAAACCAUCUCCGGUCUCGAUUGCCAGCGCUGGGACGCUCGAAAACCGCACCGUCCAAAAUCUGCGCCUGAGAACUCGUCGCACAACUUUUGCUCCGACCACGAUGGGGACGCUGGUGGAGCAUGGUGUUAUACCACGGAUCCAGACGUGAGAUGGGAGUACUGUCCUGUCAAAUACAAUUGCGAAGGAUGA
Molecule: messenger RNA, 1128 nt
Organism: Oikopleura dioica
Lineage: Eukaryota; Metazoa; Chordata; Appendicularia; Copelata; Oikopleuridae
Source: the annotation of a GenBank genome assembly